Molecule: messenger RNA, 5572 nt
Organism: Salvelinus fontinalis (brook trout)
Lineage: Eukaryota; Metazoa; Chordata; Actinopteri; Salmoniformes; Salmonidae
Product: trichohyalin-like
Exons: 2
Coding region: 2602-4173 (523 amino acids)
Source: RefSeq, a predicted model, not a curated record
ACACACACACAGCUAUUCAUUGCGAGAAGCAUUGAGUGGUCUCAGUUGGAUGCGAUGAUACUUGAGUUAAUGUUGCUUUGCUUCAUUCUCAAGUGUGAUGCUACAACCAAACCUUUCCUGUUCAUCAUAGAGCUACAUCAUAAUGGAUGGAGUUUAUAGCUCACUAUACAGGUGACAACAUGCAGCUCAUUUCUCCUGUGUGUGUGUGUGUCUUCACGGAUACUAGGUUUGUGUUUGGUGUGUGUCUUCACGGGUACUAGGUGUGUGUUUGGUGUGUGUCUUCACGGGUACUAGGUGUGUGUUUGGUGUGUGUCUUCACGGGUUCUAGGUCUGUGUUUGGUGUGUGUCUUCACGGGUACUAGGUCUGUGUUUGGUGUGUGUCUUCACGGGUACUAGGUGUGUGUUUGGUGUGUGUCUUCACGGGUACUAGGUGUGUGUUUGGUGUGUGUCUUCACGGGUACUAGGUGUGUGUUUGGUGUGUGUCUUCACGGGUUCUAGGUCUGUGUUUGGUGUGUGUCUUCACGGGUACUAGGUCUGUGUUUGGUGUGUCUUCACGGGUACUAGGUGUGUGUUUGGUGUGUGUCUUCACGGGUACUAGGUGUGUGUUUGGUGUGUGUCUUCACGGGUUCUAGGUCUGUGUUUGGUGUGUGUCUUCACGGGUACUAGGUUUGUGUUUGGUGUGUGUCUUCACGGGUACUAGGUCUGUGUUUGGUGUGUGUCUUCACGGGUACUAGGUGUGUGUUUGGUGUGUGUCUUCACGGGUACUAGGUGUGUGUUUGGUGUGUGUCUUCACGGGUACUAGGUGUGUGUUUGGUGUGUGUCUUCACGGGUACUAGGUGUGUGUUUGGUGUGUGUCUUCACGAGUACUAGGUCUGUGUUUGGUGUGUGUCUUCACGGGUACUAGGUCUGUGUUUGGUGUGUGUCUUCACGGGUACUAGGUGUGUGUUUGGUGUGUGUCUUCACGGGUACUAGGUGUGUGUUUGGUGUGUGUCUUCACGGGUACUAGGUGUGUGUUUGGUGUGUGUCUUCACGGGUACUAGGUGUGUGUUUGGUGUGUGUCUUCACGGGUUCUAGGUCUGUGUUUGGUGUGUGUCUUCACGGGUACUAGGUGUGUGUUUGGUGUGUGUCUUCACGGGUUCUAGGUCUGUGUUUGGUGUGUGUCUUCACGGGUACUAGGUGUGUGUUUGGUGUGUGUCUUCACGGGUACUAGGUCUGUGUUUGGUGUGUGUCUUCACGGGUACUAGGUCUGUGUUUGGUGUGUGUCUUCACGGGUUCUAGGUGUGUGUUUGGUGUGUGUCUUCACGGGUUCUAGGUCUGUGUUUGGUGUGUGUCUUCACGGGUACUAGGUCUGUGUUUUGUGUGUGUCUUCACGGGUACUAGGUGUGUGUUUGGUGUGUGUCCUCACGGGUACUAGGUGUGUGUUUGGUGUGUGUCUUCACGGGUUCUAGGUCUGUGUUUGGUGUGUGUCUUCACGGGUACUAGGUGUGUGUUUGGUGUGUGUCUUCACGGGUACUAGGUCUGUGUUUGGUGUGUGUCUUCACGGGUACUAGAUGUGUGUUUGGUGUGUGUCUUCACGGGUACUAGGUGUGUGUUUGGUGUGUGUCUUCACGGGUACUAGGUGUGUGUUUGGUGUGUGUACUCUGAUGUGGGAAAGUGUGAUGAGAGACAGGAGUGAGGGGGAGAGAAUAGAAGAGACAGACUAGUGUGAUGAGAGACGAGAGUGAGGGAGAGAGAAUAGAAUAGACAGACUAGUGUGAUGAGAGACGAGAGUGAGGGAGAGAGAAUAGAAUAGACAGACUAGUGUGAUGAGAGACGAGAGUGAGGGAGAGAGAAUAGAAUAGACAGACUAGUGUGAUGAGAGACGAGAGUGAGGGAGAGAGAAUAGAAGAGACAGACUAGUGUGAUGAGAGUGAGGGAGAGAGAAUAGAAGAGACAGACUAGAGGAAGAGAGGAGGAAAGGGCAUGAGUUGUACAAUAGAGGGAGAGAGAGUAAGGGAUUAAAUAGCAGUCUUUCUAACUACUGUACAGAUUAUAGUCAUCUCUAGUGGAUUAUUCCCUAGUUAGAAUGUCCUCUCCCCUUCCCGACGUUCCUGGUGAUCAGUGCAUUGAGUAGAAACAGCCACCCCGUUUUCUAAGAUCUCUCUCUCUCUCUCUGUUUCUCGUGUCUUUCUUUCACUUUCUCCUACCCCCUUUCAAUUCUCCACUGAGUCAGAUCCAUCUCUCUCAGAAUGAAAGAUAGUAGUUACUCCUUUUCCUUCCUUCCUUCCUUCCUUCCUUCCUUCCUUCCUUUCCUCCCUUCCUUCCCUGGAACAAACCACUCUGCACUGUCUAAGAAGAACACUACUGUCCCUAGAGAGGAGAGGAGGAGAGAGAGCGGGAGAGAGAGGAGGCGAGAGAGAGAUGGAGAGAGAGAACAAAAAUAGAGGGAAAGGCAGAGAGGUAUGAAGAGGGAAGGGGUGUAUGUGUGUGAGAGAGAGAGAGCAGGUGGGGCAGAGAGGGAAGGAAGGUUUGUGUGGGAGGGAGAGAAAGAGGGGUCAAGGUGAGAGAGAAAAAGAUAGAGGGAGAGAGUGAGGGAGGGAGGGAGGGAAAGUGGGUAGAGAGAUGUACACUAUACAUAGCGUGAACAGGUUUAGAGAGGAGAGAGUGGUGUUGGUGAACAGGUUUAGAGAGGAGAGAGUGGUGGUGAACAGGUUUAUAGAGGAGAGAGUGGUGGUGAACAGGUUUAGAGAGGAGAGAGUGGUGGUGGUGAACAGGUUUAGAGAGGAGAGAGUGGUGUUGGUGAACAGGUUUAGAGAGGAGAGAGUGGUGGUGGUGAACAGGUUUAGAGAGGAGAGAGUGGUGGUGAACAGGUUUAGAGAGGAGAGAGUGGUGGUGAACAGGUUUAGAGAGGAGAGAGUGGUGGUGGUGAACAGGUUUAGAGAGGAGAGAGUGGUGGUGAACAGGUUUAGAGAGGAGAGAGUGGUGGUGAACAGGUUUAGAGAGGAGAGAGUGGUGGUGGUGGACAGGUUUAGAGAGGAGAGAGUGGUGGUGGUGGACAGGUUUAGAGAGGAGAGAGUGGUGGUGGUGGACAGGUUUAGAGAGGAGAGAGUGGUGGUGGUGAACAGGUUUAGAGAGGAGAGAGUGGUGGUGGUGAACAGGUUUAGAGAGGAGAGAGUGGUGGUGGUGAACAGGUUUAGAGAGGAGAGAGUGGUGGUGGUGAACAGGUUUAGAGAGGAGAGAGUGGUGGUGGUGAACAGGUUCAGAGAGGAGAGAGUGGUGGUGAACAGGUUUAGAGAAGAGAUAGUGGUGGUGUUGAACAGGUUUAGAGAGGAGAGAGUGGUGGUGGUGAACAGGUUUAGAGAGGAGAUAGUGGUGGUGGUGAACAGGUUUAGAGAGGAGAUAGUGGUGGUGAACAGGUUUAGAGAGGAGAGAGUGGUGUUGGUGAACAGGUUUAGAGAGGAGAGAGUGGUGGUGAACAGGUUUAGAGAGGAGAGAGUGGUGGUGGUGAACAGGUUUAGAGAGGAGAUAGUGGUGGUGAACAGGUUUAGAGAGGAGAGAGAGGUGGUGGUGAACAGGUUUAGAGAGGAGAGAGUGGUGGUGAACAGGUUUAGAGAGGAGAGAGUGGUGGUGGUGAACAGGUUUAGAGAGGAGAUAGUGGUGGUGAACAGAUUUAGAGAGGAGAGAGUGGUGGUGGUGAACAGGUUUAGAGAGGAGAGAGUGGUGGUGGUGAACAGGUUUAGAGAGGAGAGAGUGGUGGUGGUGAACAGGUUUAGAGAGGAGAGAGUGGUGGUGGUGAACAGGUUUAGAGAGGAGAGAGUGGUGGUGGUGAACAGGUUUAGAGAGGAGAGAGUGGUGGUGGUGAACAGGUUUAGAGAGGAGAGAGUGGUGGUGGUGAACAGGUUUAGAGAGGAGAUAGUGGUGGUGAACAGGUUUAGAGAGGAGAGAGUGGUGGUGGUGAACAGGUUUAGAGAGGAGAGAGUGGUGGUGGUGAACAGGUUUAGAGAGGAGAGAGUGGUGGUGGUGAACAGGUUUAGGGAGGAGAGAGUGGUGGUGGUGAACAGGUUUAGAGAGGAGAGAGUGGUGGUGGUGAACAGGUUUAGAGAGGAGAGAGUGGUGGUGGUGAACAGGUUUAGAGAGGAGAGAGUGGUGGUGGUGAACAGGUUUAGAGAAGAGAGUGGUGGUGAACAGGUUUAGAGAGGAGAGAGUGGUGGUGAACAGGUUUAGAGAGGAGAGAGUGGUGGUGGUGAACAGGUUUAGAGAGGAGAGAGUGGUGGUGAACAGGUUUAGAGAGGAGAGAGUGGUGGUGAACAGGUUUAGAGAGGAGAGAGUGGUGGUGAACAGGUUUAGAGAGGAGAGAGUGGUGGUGGUGAACAGGUUUAGAGAGGAGAGAGUGGUGGUGGUGAACAGGUUUAGAGAGGAGAGAGUGGUGGUGAACAGGUUUAGAGAGGAGAGAGUGGUGGUGAACAGGUUUAGAGAGGAGAGAGUGGUGGUGGUGAACAGGUUUAGAGAGGAGAGAGUGGUGGUGAACAGGUUUAGAGAGGAGAGAGUGGUGGUGAACAGGUUUAGAGAGGAGAGAGUGGUGGUGGUGAACAGGUUUAGAGAGGAGAGAGUGGUGGUGGUGAACAGGUUUAGAGAGGAGAGAGUGGUGGUGAACAGGUUUAGAGAGGAGAGAGUGGUGGUGGUGAACAGGUUUAGAGAGGAGAGAGUGGUGGUGGUGAACAGGUUUAGAGAGGAGAGAGUGGUGGUGAACAGGUUUAGAGAGGAGAGAGUGGUGGUGAACAGGUUUAGAGAGGAGAGGGAGGUGGUGAACAGGUUUAGAGAGGAGAGAGUGGUGGUGAACAGGUUUAGAGAGGAGAGAGUGGUGGUGGUGAACAGGUUUAGAGAGGAGAGAGUGGUGGUGAACAGGUUUAGAGAGGAGAGAGUGGUGGUGGUGAACAGGUUUAGAGAGGAGAUAGUGGUGGUGAACAGGUUUAGAGAGGAGAGAGAGGUGGUGGUGAACAGGUUUAGAGAGGAGAGAGUGGUGGUGAACAGGUUUAGAGAGGAGAGAGUGGUGGUGGUGAACAGGUUUAGAGAGGAGAUAGUGGUGGUGAACAGAUUUAGAGAGGAGAGAGUGGUGGUGGUGAACAGGUUUAGAGAGGAGAGAGUGGUGGUGGUGAACAGGUUUAGAGAGGAGAGAGUGGUGGUGGUGAACAGGUUUAGAGAGGAGAGAGUGGUGGUGGUGAACAGGUUUAGAGAGGAGAGAGUGGUGGUGGUGAACAGGUUUAGAGAGGAGAGAGUGGUGGUGGUGAACAGGUUUAGAGAGGAGAGAGUGGUGGUGGUGAACAGGUUUAGAGAGGAGAUAGUGGUGGUGAACAGGUUUAGAGAGGAGAGAGUGGUGGUGGUGAACAGGUUUAGAGAGGAGAGAGUGGUGGUGGUGAACAGGUUUAGAGAGGAGAGAGUGGUGGUGGUGAACAGGUUUAGGGAGGAGAGAGUGGUGGUGGUGAACAGGUUUAGAGAGGAGAGAGUGGUGGUGGUGAACAGGUUUAGAGAGGAGAGAGUGGUGGUGGUGAACAGGUUUAGAGAGGAGAGAGUGGUGGUGGUGAACAGGUUUAGA